Molecule: messenger RNA, 3171 nt
Organism: Plasmodium malariae
Lineage: Eukaryota; Apicomplexa; Aconoidasida; Haemosporida; Plasmodiidae
Product: conserved Plasmodium protein, unknown function
Exons: 15
Coding region: 1-3171 (1056 amino acids)
Molecular function (GO): calcium ion binding
Source: RefSeq, a predicted model, not a curated record
AUGUUAAAGUUGUACCCUCUAAUUUUGUUAUGUAUUUUCUUAAAAUAUCCUCUAUUCAUUUUAAAAGAAAAUAUUUUUGAAAAUCUCUCGUUUAGCAAGAAUGAAUGCUUAAAAGAAAAAGACGCGCGUUAUUGUAAAUCUGUUUGUCGUUUAUUAAUAGAAGACGACAUUGAUUUCUUUAAUAUAGAACAACUUAAAAAUUUAUUAUAUUUUCAGUCGAAAUUAGAAAAACAAAUAAGAAGAACACAAAAAGAAGAAAACAAAUUAGAAGUAUUAAAACAAGCUGUUAAAAAUGGUAACUUCAUUGGUUACCUUCACUUUGAUCAAAAGGCUAAUGAAAAGAAAGAAAACUAUGAUACGAAUAUUGAUAAAAAAGAAGGAGUAAAAGGAGAAGAAAACAAAGAAAAUGAUUUAAAAAAUAUUGAGUAUGGAAACCAAAAAGAAAAAGAAGUACAAAUUGAUCAAAAAAGUAAAAAUAACAUGAACAGUGAAGGUGAAAUAAAAGUGGGGGAGAACAUUCAGCUGAAUAAAAAUUCUUUAGCAAGAAAUGAUCCCAUAAUACAUGAUAGAAAUGAAAAUGUAAAUGAAAAUCCAAAUGAAAAGGCAAACAAAAAGGAAAACGAAAAGACAAACGAAAAAUUAGCUCAAAACAAAAUAACAUACGAACCGCAAUCGAGCAAAGUAUUAGAAAAAACCCAAGCAGAUAAAUUCAUAAAGAAACAUGAGCAUCUAAAUAAUUCAUCAGAUUUUGGAAGUCAAAAUAAAGAAGAAGGAAAAUAUACUAAUAAUUUUAAUUUAAACAAAGUCUUAAAAGGUGCAGAUUUUUCUAAUAAACUCGAAUUACUUAAAAAUUAUAUUUCUUUUCAUAAUGAAGCAGAUAAUAUAGGCCAAAGUUUAGCAUCUAAGGAGCAUUCAACUAAUGAACAAAAACAAGAUAUAUAUGCAAAUGAUUUAAAAAUAAAUAAAGAAAAAAUAAUUUAUAAAAAUACACAGGGAACAAAUUUUAACCAAGAUAUAAAUAAUAAUAUAAACAAAUAUAGGGAAGAAGACGAAAAUGUGAAAUUGGCAAUGUCUAAUGCAAAUGUAGAAAAAAAGGAAAAUGAUACGCAUGAUCAUUUUUAUAAUACAUUUAAAAAUGAUGAUGAAGAAAAAACUAAUAUUCGUUUAAGAGGAAAAUAUGCUAAGGAAAUGCUUGAUGUUAACGAUUUAGUAAAGUAUAUGAAAAAUUUUUUGGGUAUAAAAUCAAAUAUACAUGAAAAAUUUGAACAUGAAAAAUUAAUACUAAAAAACUGUAAUUAUGAAUCCUUUGGUCCAGAUUACUGUAGCGUUAAUGAAGAAGCAAAAGAAAUGUUAUGGAAUUAUGAAAAAAAAAAAAAUUCUGCCUUUUUAUUUAUAAUAUUAUUUACCUUAUUUUUUAGUCUGCUCAUACAAAAUGUGGUCUAUUAUAUUGAAAAGAGAGUAAGAAAUUCUAAAGAUCAGUUUAGAAAAGAUUUACUCAAUACAGCUUUUAGACAAAUAUCUUUAAUUACAAUAAUUAACCUCACAAUAUGGGGUAUUCUUCAGUCAAAUAUUGCUGAAGCGCUCGAUGCAGUAAUUUUUUAUGAUAUACUGCCACAACAAAGAAAUGUUGAUGAGAUCCUGCAUAAUGUUGAACCACUACUAGAAAUUAUAUUUGAAAAAAUUCUUUUCAUUUCCAUGAAUUUCUUAAUAUGUUAUUCGCUAUUUAUUAUAAACAUACAUUUCGUAACAAGAAAAAUAUUGAAGUGGUUUUCCGAAUCAGAUAAUUGUGACAUAUCAACUGUAGCAAAGGAGUUGAAAGAAUAUAGAGAAGGGUGUUUCAAGAAUCUAUUUUUUAUUUCAAGAUAUGGUAGAAAUUCUAAAUAUUUAGCCCACAGAUAUGAUUUUUCUGAAAAUGUGGAUGCUAUAAGUAUUCCUGGUCUAGACCCCAAUGGAUAUUAUUACUAUGAAUAUAUGAGAGCAUGUUUAUUGAAAUAUAACGUCAAGCUGAUAAAAAUACCUAAUGCUGUUAUAUUAUUUUUAGUAUUCUCAUGUAUUUCCUUAAGGCCAUUUUUUAACAUAAGACUUAAAGCGGAAGUUAUUUUUUUAAACGGAUUGUCAUUAGUGUGUGUUGUUGGGCUAAUUCUAUUGUUCAUUUACUUGUAUAGAAUAGACAGGAAAUUGCUACCAAGGGAUAUAUCAAAAUAUUUACUAAAUAGAUAUCAUAUUGAAACAUGUGAUCAAAACAAAAAGGAUAUUACUCCAUAUUAUAAAUUACUAAAACAACAAUCUGUGUACCCCUCAACAAUAAAUUAUUUUCUCUAUAAAACAACAUUCCCCAACAAACAUGAGCAACUGUUUUUUUUAUGGGGUAAUGGCCCCCCUCUAAUUAAUUUUAUUUUUCAAACGUUGUGCUUCUGCUUUUUAAUCAUAUUAUCUUGUUGGAUAUUUUUAUUAAGAGUCGAUAAUAUAACAUGGUUUCAAUUAUAUAGUUAUGGCAGUUUGGCUAUUUGUGUAUGCAUAGUACUUUUCUUAUUUAUGCUAAAAUAUAUUAUUUAUUACAAUAUUAUGAUUAGCAAAACGGGCUAUUUAAUUGAUACUAAAUUGUUGGAGAAGGUCUGGGAAUUUGAAAGAUCAGACAACAUAAAGAGAAUAUCUGAAUUUAUUGAUGCUAUAAAAAUAAAGGAAAAAAUGUUUAGUAUUUGGAUAGGACUGGAUGAGGAAAACAGAGGUAUUAUCGAUUCCGCGAAAAUUUUGAAAUUCCUAAAAUCACAAGGAAUUAACUUAACGUCAGAACAUGAUAUCAAAGAGUUUCUGGAAGUGUUUGACAGAAACAACAAAAAUGGCCUAAACCAGGAAGAGUUUUUCGUUCUCAUUAUCAUAGUCAAACAAAUUUUAGUCGAACUCUUAGAUAUUAAUGCUGUUCAGUCUUUGUUUGAAGAAGUCUACGGAAUUCCAUGGAAUUCGCUAUCGUCAAUUGAUGUUAACAGUUUAAAGCGAAUAUUAUCAGAACUAAAUUUACAAUGGCCACAUGGAAAAAUUCGCAAUUUAAUUGACUUUGUGUGUGAAAAUAAAAAAACGAAAUAUGUGAGUGCAGAAUACUUUAUUAAACAGCUGAUAAAUAUCGAAGAAGUAACGUUGCAGCCCUUUCACUCAGUUUCAGACACAAAAUAA